GUAGAAACGUACACAAACAUUGCAACUUUCCUGUAGGUGAUCGGAAAUGGACCUAAUACUGCUUGCUGGAAUCGCAACUGCACUGCUCGUUGUGCUAGUUACACUUUUAUUCCUUAACAAAAGCAAAACAAAGAGUGACGGGUCUGGUGCUGCACCAGCACCACCAGUACAGGCCGAGGAGAAUGUUCCACGUCGCGCACAGGUGGUGCGAAACCAAAGGAAUCGAGCCCGUGUUGCCCAGCUAGCUGAACCCGUAGCCGAUUCGGAAGAGGAAGAUACCAUACCGCAGGCGCAGCAUGACUACGCCGGUGAAAAGAUGGGCGCUAAAAAGCGGGCCAAGCUGGAAGCGAAGGCCCAAAAGAAGACGGAGCGCGAGCACGAGCUAAGGCACCGCGAGGAGCAAAAAAAGCGAGACGCUCUGUUGGAGGAAGAACGCCGGAAACAGGCAGAAAAGGAGGAACAGGCCGAAAAGAAUCGGGAAGAGGCGGAACGAAUCGCCCGGGAAGAGAAAGAGCGCAAAGAACAUGAGGAGUAUCUGCUGAUGAAACAAGCGUUCAGCGUCGAAGAGGAAGGUUACGAAGAAGAGGACGCGGAUGGGCAGGAUAAUAGUUUGCAAGAGUUUAUCAAGUUCAUUCAGGAUAACAAGGUCGUCGUGCUGGAAGAUUUGGCAGUGCAGUUCAAGAUGAAGGUGCAAGCAGUUAUCGAUCGAAUUGGUGAGCUGCAAAAGGAGGAAAGAAUUACUGGCGUGAUAGACGAUCGAGGCAAAUUCAUUUACGUGUCGGAAGAGGAACUCAAAUCAGUGGCCAAGUUCAUUAAGCAGCGAGGACGCAUCUCUAUUACGGAGCUGGCGGAAAACAGUAACCAGCUGAUACAUUUGGCACCGGUCGUUGCUUCCGAAGGCGCCUAA
Messenger RNA from Anopheles maculipalpis, 907 nucleotides. RefSeq names its product DDRGK domain-containing protein 1 (gene Ddrgk1). The record is from RefSeq and is a predicted model, not a curated record. Bases 47 to 907 code for a protein of 286 amino acids. NCBI's taxonomy places the organism in Eukaryota, Metazoa, Arthropoda, Insecta, Diptera, Culicidae. The transcript is spliced from 3 exons.